Histoplasma capsulatum G186AR is the source of this 1398-nucleotide messenger RNA. RefSeq names its product 5-oxoprolinase. Lineage: Eukaryota; Fungi; Ascomycota; Eurotiomycetes; Onygenales; Ajellomycetaceae. The transcript has 5 exons. Gene Ontology annotation, cellular component: cytosol. Bases 1 to 1398 code for a protein of 465 amino acids. Gene Ontology annotation, biological process: glutathione metabolic process. Gene Ontology annotation, molecular function: 5-oxoprolinase (ATP-hydrolyzing) activity. The record is from RefSeq and is a predicted model, not a curated record.
AUGGAUGCUCCCGUACAGCGGCGCGGCAUCCGAAUCUCCAUUGACCGAUGCACCUUUGGUUGGCAUACCUCGUCUACUCUCCAAACUCGAAGGUCGCAAAAUCCCAAGGGGGGCAAGACGUUGGAUACUUCUAAUAUAGAUAGCAUUCGUAUGGGAACUACAGUGGCCACGAAUGCUUUACUGGAAAGGAAAGGAGGGCGAAUGGCCCUACUAGUGACCAAGGGAUUUAAAGAUUGCCUAGAAAUUGGAAAUCAAUCGCGCCCUAAAAUCUUCGAUCUCGCCAUUCGCAAACCAUAUGUCCUAUACGAAAAAGUUAUCGAGGUGGACGAGCGAUCGCCCCCAGAUGUAGAAAUUCUCCAAACCCUCUACGAUGAGGGAUUCCGAAGCAUUGAUGAUUGCCUCAUGCAUGGAUAUACUUUUCCGGACCAUGAAACACUGAUUGGGAGGCUUGCAAGACAAACCGGCUUCGAUCAUAUUAGCCUUAGCCAUGAACUCUUUCCUGUGAUCAAGUUGGUACCAAGGGCGACUUCAGAUUGUGCUGACGCUUACCUGACACCUGCGAUUCGCAAAUACAUCCCAGGAUUUCAGGCUGGGUUCGAAGGUAGACUUGGCGCGAGCAGCCUCAAAGAGGAACAUGGAUCAAAACGGAUGCGGUGUGAAUUUAUGCAAUUAGAUGGCGAUCUAGUCGAUAUCGACAGCUUUUCUGGGUUGCGCGCGAUUCUGUUAGGGCUAGCUGGUGGAGUUGUUGGUUAUGGUCUUCCGUCGUAUGUUCCACUGACAGACAUACCCGUUAUUGGUUUUGGUAUGGGGGUUACCAGCACUGAUGUUAGCCGGUACGGUUCUGUUAUGAACAUGUUUUUCAAACUACAACAGAUGGCGUCACGAUACAAAACCCGUAGCUCGAUAUUAAUACUGUGGCUGCUGGUGGAGGCUCACGCCUGUUUUACCGAAAUGCCAAGGGCCAUGAUACUUCGAAACAUAGAUUGGCAACUUUUGGUGGCGCAUGAGGUGGCAAUGGCAGAGAACCUUGGAAUUAAGCAGAUUUCUGUCCAUCGCUAUUCCUCAGUUCUACCCGCGUAUUGGAUGGCCCUUGAGGACGUAGUGGACGAGAGUCAGGUUCCAGAAUCCAAGAUAUGGUUUAAAAAUGGAGGUAUCCUAACAAACCUGAAACCAAAAAUGGUUACCUUGAAAGAAGCAGCUCGAGGAAGGUUGCACGACCAGGGAUUUAAUGACGAGUCUAUUGUGUUUGAGGAAUAUCUCAACAUGAGAUAUCGAGGAACCAAGUUUUCGCUGAUGAUAGUUAAUCCCAAAUCACAGAUAACAGCCGAGCUGCCUGAAAAUGGCGGCAAUUGGGGCUUUGGGAAAGCUCUCGUCCGGCAACACGAACAGGAAUUUUGA